This is a messenger RNA of Peronospora matthiolae, 573 nucleotides long. NCBI's taxonomy places the organism in Eukaryota, Oomycota, Peronosporomycetes, Peronosporales, Peronosporaceae. The record is from the annotation of a GenBank genome assembly.
AUGGUCGCCUUCAGCGAGGUGCGUGAUGGUGCCGAAAUGCUUGUUCUCGAUUACAUCGUCCACCACGCUUCACCGGAGCUGAUGAACAUGAUGCGAUUCAAGUAUGAACCCAAGCGAUUCGACUAUCCGCGCCACGCCGAUGACCUGGCGAACUUUGCUCAGUUCAUCGAGCACGGCAGCAGCGCAAUAGGUCGUGAGGUCGUCUCCGCGCACGUGGAAGGCGAACCCAAUGGCGCGAUCACGUUCUACCUAUGCCGGUUACCGGGUCACAUCGCGGCCGGCUGUCGCGCGCGAGUCGUGCACAACGACGAGACAUUAGCGGAGGGUAAUGGCGUCAGCAUAAUCCUCGCGCUUACCGAGAAGCGCAGUGCGACUAGGAAGAAGCGAAACAAGAAGAAGAAGGACUCGCGCGGCAAGAACGCCGCAGCGAGCACUGCAAGAGACGGAGAGCGAGUCAUGGACGACUCAUGCGGCUUUGUGCUUGCGACGAGCGACGGAGCGCGAUCCACGGACGGCAUGCGCGGCUUCGUGCUUGCGGCGACCGAUUCCUCGGGCGCCGACCAAGGAUAUUAG